AUGUCCUCAUUCUCAUCCACAAUCAUACAAUUUUGUUUUGUGACUGGUGCUGGUGAGACGAUGUUCAGCAUGAAGCAACACGUUUUCCUUCUUGUCGUCGCUGUUGUCGCCACUCUCUCAGACGGCAAGAAGGUCGUCAUGUUUCCUGGUCUAAUCAAAAGUUAUUUCCUCUACCACGCCAACAUAGGCCAGGCUCUGAUAGACCUGGAUCACGAGGUGUGGAUCUUCAUGCCAGAGUACCUGAGAAACUCGAGCUUGAUCAAACAUAAAGACAUCAAAAUCCUGUCAUACGGCGAAAAUCUCGGCGACGCUGAGACCCUUCUGUUAAUCAAUACAAGUCGAAUUGCUGAAUUCUGGGCAGGACAUGAUGAGAACUUUAAUACGUAUCUACAUGCAUCAAACGUAAUGAAAGAAUACAUUAAUCAAGUUUUAUCAAGGCAAUCUUUAAUCAACUCAAUUAAAAAUGUAAAUCCUGAUUUUAUGGUCAUUGAUGGAUUUAAAUUAAUCAGAAAUAUUUUUGUUCUUCCGUACAAGCUGGGUAUUCCCUUUGCUGUAAUUGGCACUGAGCAUGAUCUACUUAUGCAUAGAGUGCCAUUUAGCCCCGCUGUAGAAGCAAGAGUACCGUACAGAGUUAACAACAGAAUGAACUUUUAUGAAAGACUAACCUCCACCUUACGUACGGUUCUAGAGCUAAGCUAUGACGUAUUCUCUGAUAGUGACAUCGUGACUAGAAUAGCACCAGAAAAACCCUACACGACAAUUGGUGAUAUUAUAUUAAAAGCUGAAUUUUUUAUUGCCGAACUUGAUCACAUCUUAGAUUAUCCCAGACCAAUGUUACCCAACACAAAGCUGAUUGGUGGAUCUUCUGUCAGUGAGCCAAAGCCUUUGAUUGGUCAGUUUAAACAGUUUGUUGAUAAAUCAACCAAUGGGAUUGUCGUUGUGUCUUUUGGAAGUAACGACAUUUCAUUUCCUGAACAUAUUUUAACCAAACUGUCGUCUGCUUUUGAACAACUAGAUUUUGACGUCAUUUGGAGAGUCAACUUGACGUCCCCUGUUCCAACCAAAAUUAUGACGUCACACUGGAUUCCCCAGAAUGACCUACUUGGUCAUCCAAAGACCAAAGUCUUUGUUUCCCAUUGUGGUAAAAAUGGCCAAUACGAGGCUUUGUAUCAUGCUGUGCCUAUCCUCUGUCUGCCUAUAUUCGGUGACCAGUUUUAUAAUUCUAAAAGAAUUCAGGUCAAAGGUUACGGCUUGCAGAAAGACAUUCGACACAUUUCCAAAGAGGAACUCACCAUUGCUAUCAAACAACUAGUCUAUGACAGCAAAUACAAAGGAAAUAUCGAGAAAGCAUCUAAACUAUUCAAGGAACUUUACAAAGUUCCAUCCAAAGAAGCCGCUUACUGGAUAGAUCACGUGAUGAAGUAUGGCGGAGACUAUAUAAGGUCAUCGGGACAGGAAAUGCCGUUGUAUCAAUUUCUUCUUCUUGACGUCAUCGCUUUUAUAACGUUUGUUUCAACUAGUCUUUUCAUUUUCUUUAUUGUUACUGUCAUGUUUGGUUACAAAUUGUUGCUUAAAUACCGAAAAUACAAGACAAAACUAGAAUAA
Molecule: messenger RNA, 1605 nt
Organism: Physella acuta
Lineage: Eukaryota; Metazoa; Mollusca; Gastropoda; Physidae
Product: UDP-glucuronosyltransferase 3A1-like
Molecular function (GO): UDP-glycosyltransferase activity
Source: RefSeq, a predicted model, not a curated record